AUGGAAACCCCUUUGCAGUUGCAGAACGAUUUCCUUCAAGAGCAGCAGUUCCAGCAUCGCUGUAAGUACCAGCACUACUGCGGACGAGAGGAACGGCUCACGAAGGAGCGCAACCAAUGCUGCACCUGUAAUAACUGUACAUGUGAUGCAAGAAAAAGCCUAGUUUUUCGCGGGACGUCGCCGAACACUCAAGGAACUUUAAGGACGCCAUCCGUAACCUAUUCGAGGCAAGGUUCUCAGUUUAGCGUCUGUGAGUUCACGCCCUCCAGUCAUGGUAGUUCAUCCAGACAUCAUUACCAUCAGCAGUGCCACAAUCGGCAGUGGGGCAGCCCGAGCAGCAGCCACAGAGACAGUAACUCGUAUAACGAAAUAGCCAUGAGUAGCUGCAGAUACAACGGCGGCGUUAUGCGACCGCUGAGCAACUUGAGCUCGUCCCGCAGAAACCUACACGAGUUUGAUUCCGAAUCCCAGCCUUUACAACCAAUCUCUACCGCAGAUGCGUCGGACACCCUAGCCUCUAAACCGGAGAACAAUUCCACCACCCUAAUGCCUUACGCAUCGGGAGACGGAGGGGGUGGAUGUAACAACAGUGGCAGCAAAUCGGGUAAAAAGAAGAACCAGAACAUUGGGCAAAAGCUUGGACAUAGAAGGGCCUUGUUUGAGAAAAGGAAGCGUCUCAGCGACUAUGCUUUGAUCUUUGGGAUGUUUGGGAUCGUAGUUAUGGUUAUAGAGACUGAACUCUCAUGGGGAGCCUAUGGAAAGGAGUCAUUGUAUUCAUUAGCUCUAAAAUGCCUGAUAAGCCUUUCUACAAUCAUUCUUCUUGGUCUGAUUAUCAUAUACCACGCAAGGGAGAUUCAGUUAUUCAUGGUAGACAAUGCAGCAGAUGACUGGAGGAUAGCCAUGACCUACGAGCGCAUCUUCUUCAUCUGCCUGGAGAUCCUGGUGUGCGCCAUCCACCCCAUCCCAGGGAACUACACCUUCACCUGGACAGCACGUCUGGCCUUCUCCUACACCCCGUCCAAGACGGACGCGGACGUGGACAUCAUCCUGUCCAUCCCCAUGUUCUUGCGGCUGUAUCUCAUCGCCCGCGUCAUGCUGCUCCACAGCAAGCUCUUCACAGACGCCUCGUCCCGCAGUAUCGGGGCGCUCAACAAAAUCAACUUCAACACACGCUUCGUCAUGAAGACCCUGAUGACCAUCUGCCCUGGCACCGUGUUGCUGGUCUUUACCAUCUCGUUGUGGAUCAUCGCUGCGUGGACCGUGAGGGCCUGCGAGAGAUACCAUGACAACAUGGACAUAACCAGCAACUUCCUAGGAGCCAUGUGGUUGAUAUCAAUCACUUUUCUAACCAUUGGAUAUGGGGACAUGGUCCCCAACACUUACUGUGGAAAAGGAGUCUGUCUCCUCACUGGUAUUAUGGGAGCUGGCUGCACAGCCUUGGUAGUGGCUGUGGUUGCAAAGAAACUGGAGUUAACCAAAGCUGAAAAACAUGUUCAUAAUUUUAUGAUGGACACCCAGCUGACAAAAAGAGUGAAAAACACAGCUGCAAAUGUACUCAGGGAGACGUGGCUCAUCUACAAGAACACCAAACUGGUGAGGAAGAUGGACCAUGCCAGAGUCAGGAAGCACCAGAGGAAAUUCCUCCAAGCCAUUCAUCAAGCUCGAAAAUUGAGAAGUGUUAAAAUGGAGCAACGCAAGCUGAAUGACCAAGCAAACUCACUAGUGGACCUUGCAAAGACUCAGAACAUCAUGUAUGACCUGAUCUCAGACCUGAACGAGAGAGGGGAGGACAUGGAGAAGAGGAUCGCCAUGCUGGAGACCAAGCUGGAGACUCUGCUGGGGAACCUGCAGGCCUUGCCCGGACUUAUCAGCCAGGUCAUCAGCCAGCAGCACAGGGACUUCCUGGAGGUGCAGCUCCAGCCAUACGACAAACACAGCCCUGAGCGCUCACAGUCUGUCUCCAGACGGAGGUCGUCCUCCACGGCACCACCCACCUCCUCCGAGAGCAGCUAG
This is a messenger RNA of Salvelinus namaycush (lake trout), 2013 nucleotides long. RefSeq names its product potassium calcium-activated channel subfamily N member 2 (gene kcnn2). Gene Ontology annotation, biological process: potassium ion transmembrane transport. Bases 1 to 2013 code for a protein of 670 amino acids. Gene Ontology annotation, cellular component: neuronal cell body; neuron projection; plasma membrane. NCBI's taxonomy places the organism in Eukaryota, Metazoa, Chordata, Actinopteri, Salmoniformes, Salmonidae. Gene Ontology annotation, molecular function: small conductance calcium-activated potassium channel activity; calmodulin binding. The transcript has 9 exons. The record is from RefSeq and is a predicted model, not a curated record.